Molecule: messenger RNA, 732 nt
Organism: Camellia sinensis
Lineage: Eukaryota; Viridiplantae; Streptophyta; Magnoliopsida; Ericales; Theaceae
Product: protein FAR1-RELATED SEQUENCE 5-like
Biological process (GO): regulation of DNA-templated transcription
Molecular function (GO): DNA-binding transcription factor activity; sequence-specific DNA binding
Source: RefSeq, a predicted model, not a curated record
AUGACUCUUGUUGCCCAUGAAUCAGUGUUACCAAAGUUGCAUUUUGAUAUGGAUAUGGAACCUGAGAAUGAUUGUGCUUGGAAGUCAAAACAUGGAAUGACAUUUGAUUCUGAACAAAGUGUGUAUGAUUUUUAUAAUACAUAUGGAGAAAGAAUGGGGUUUAGCAUAAGAAGGGAUUAUUGUAGGAAGAACAAGUUUACUAACCAACUUAUUUGUAGACUUUUGGUUUGCAACAAGGGAGGAUUUUGGAAGGUUGACAAACGAGACCCAUUGGCAAAAAACCCUAGAGCUGAAACUAGGACCGGUUGUGAGGCUCGACUUUAUGUAAAAUUAGAUGAUUGUACUGAGAAAUUUAUUGUGACUGAUUUCAAAGAAAAACAUAACCAUGAUCUUGUAUCACCCGAGUGUGCCCACAUGUUGCCGUCACAAAGAAAGAUAUCGACUACCCAAUUAGAUAAUGAGGAGCAAAUAACCAAUAUGUUUUGGGCCGAUGCACAAAUGAUCAUGGAUUAUGCCCAAUUUGGUGAUGUUGUCACAUUUGAUACGACUUACAAGUUAAACAAAGAACAUAGACCCUUUGCAUCUUUUGUGGGAUUCAACCAUCAUAGGGAAACAGUUAUAUUUGGUGCAGCAUUGUUGUAUGAUGAGACUGCCAAAUCAUUUGUAUGGUUGUUUCAAAAUUUUCUAGAGGCUAUGUCAAGAAAGGCACCAAAAACUUUGUUCACCGAUUAA